This is a messenger RNA of Rhopalosiphum maidis (corn leaf aphid), 2574 nucleotides long. RefSeq names its product putative fatty acyl-CoA reductase CG5065. Lineage: Eukaryota; Metazoa; Arthropoda; Insecta; Hemiptera; Aphididae. The coding region runs from base 95 to 1627 and encodes 510 amino acids. Gene Ontology annotation, cellular component: peroxisome. Gene Ontology annotation, molecular function: alcohol-forming very long-chain fatty acyl-CoA reductase (NADP+) activity. Gene Ontology annotation, biological process: long-chain fatty-acyl-CoA metabolic process. The record is from RefSeq and is a predicted model, not a curated record. The transcript has 9 exons.
CGCGAUUCUUUGAAUAUAUUCAGAAUUCUGUACAUGAGCCACAGUAAACCUAGCUCUGUUAAUAAAGUAUAUUCUAUCGGAUAACCUAUACUCGAUGACGAACCUUGUGGAUUUUAAUCAGGUCGAGUCCAAAAUGGAAAAAAGUGUAAUAUCUCAGUUUUUCAAUGGCCGGUCCAUAUUCGUCACUGGAAGUACGGGCCUUAUGGGAAAAGUGCUCGUCUGGAAACUGUUGUACAGCUGUCCCGGCAUAAAGAAAAUUUUCGUGUUGAUAAGAUCGAAGAGAGGAAAGUCCGCUCUUUUGCGAUACCAAGAAAUUAUUAAAGCGCCGUUGUUUGAUUCCAUUAGAAAAACGAAUAAAUCACUGUUGUCCAAACUGCAAGUGGUAUGCGGCGAUGUGGGUCUGGAUGGACUAGGAAUAACACAGGAAAUGAAGGAAACGUUGAUAUCGGAAGUGUCGAUUGUUUUUCACGGAGCGGCCACGUUGAAUUUGGACGCAUCACUGACCGAGGCUAUAAACUUGAACACGACUGGAACGCUACGCAUGCUCGAGUUAUGCUCCAAUAUGAAAAAUUUAGAGGCUUUCGUACAUUUCUCUACGGCGUUUUGUCACGUAGACCUGGACACGUUAAAUGAGGAAGUACACAAAUCAGCUUUCGACGCACACAACAUAAUGAGAUUACCGUCUUGGCUGGACGAAAACUCCAUCAAGAUGGUCACGCCUCACUUGAUAAAACCGCACCCGAACACUUACACGUUUUCUAAACGCCUAGCCGAAGACGUGGUCGGCGAUUUUUAUCCUCAGCUUCCGGUCGUCAUAGCAAGGCCUUCAAUAGUGACACCAGCGCUCAAGGAACCUCUGCCCGGAUGGGUGGACAAUCUGAACGGACCCACAGGAAUAUUGGCUGCGGGCGGCAAAGGCGUACUCCGGUCCAUACUUUGCAAUUCGGAAUACACCGCCGAAGCCGUGCCGGUGGACUUUGCGAUAAAUGCCGUGAUCGUGAUCGCGUGGAAAACAGCAAUCACCAAACAAAAAACCGCCACCGUUCCCGUUUAUAAUUUGACACAACACAAUCUGAACCCAAUCACUUGGGAUGCCGUUAUGACUAAAGGAAGAGAAGAGACUAUGAAAAACCCGUUUGAGCUCAUGUUGUGGUAUCCCACCGGGUCGCUGACAGCCAAUCGAUUCGUUCACACUUACAAAGUGAUAUGUUACCACUGGAUACCCGCCUAUCUUAUUGACGGGAUUUUGUUUUUGCUCGGCCAAAAGCGUUUCAUGAUCAGAGUUCAGCAAAAGAUAUCGGAUGGCCUUCGUGUUCUCCAGUAUUUUACAUUGCGCAAUUGGGACUUCACAAACGACCGACUGUUGGCGCUCCGGGAAAGUUUGUCCGACGUGGACCGGAAAGAGUUCAACAUGGAUUUUGAGAAAAUGGAUAUGGACGUUUAUUUCAGAGACUGUAUCUUGGGUGCCCGUCAGUAUUGCCUGAAAGAAGACCCAGCGUCCAUACCUAAGGCCAGGAAAACACUGAAAGUACUUUACGUGUUGGACUUGGUGGUGAUGUACCUGAAGUACGCCCUCGUCGCUUGGCUGCUGUACAAGAUGUACCAAACGAUUUCGGCAGUCGUUUAAGUCGCGAUGGCGUUUUUUUGCGGCACAUUGUUAUUAUUAUAUAAAUUAUUAUUGUUCGAUGUCUUCCCCGCAUUAUUAUCGUAUUCCUGUAGAUAUCCACGUAAAUGUUGUUAUUUUCCUAUUUAUUUUUGACCAAACGGAACUAUCGACUAUAAAAUGUUAUUCGUCACAGACAUUAUAAUAUUUUGUUUGUACUGUUCGCCGUCCGUAGACUUAAAAUGUUUAAGUAACAACUAUACUACUGCAGUCGCAUGUCUGUUGACGUUUUCAAAACGACAGCCCCUUGACGUUUUGUGGCGUGAUGCGUCGUGUACGUGCUGUAGGGGCGCGUGUAUGUUUUGUUGUAAUUGACACGUCUUGUCAGAUUUCCGUACGAGUCAUCGGUGGGUCAUUUGCAACAUUACAGUCGACAUCGCCCGCAAGACGUUCGACUUCCCGAAAUACCUUUAACAUUUAUUACUGCAACGUGUCCGCAAUAAUAUUAUUGUUAUGUUUUUAACAAUCGCUUCAUCGACGCUAUAUUAUAGGAUAAUAUUAUAUUCAAGCACCCAUGAUAGUUUAGGACAUAAUAUUAUAGUAACGUAGUUUUAGGUUAUACAAUACUAUAUCGUCUCGAGUAAUAAAUAUUUGUAGAGAUACCUUAUCAUAGGCGCACACAAUUCUUCAAGGACACCUCAGCCCAAAACGGUCGACGAAUUAUUUAUUAUCGUUUGAAGGUAAAAACAAUACGUUCUGUUUCAAGUCAAUAAUAUCUCCAACGACCAACACACACGAUUCGUUACUAAUAAUUUUAAUUUUCAAUCAAACGCAAUGCCAUAAAUAUUGGCAAUUGUAAUGUGGUGUACAUAAUUAUCAUAAUAUUUUAUCAUCGUUCUAUCAUUUCGAAAAUAUAUAUAUAUAUAUAUAUAUAGACAUAAUAUAAUAUUGUUUUACAGAUUUUUUUUACC